This is a messenger RNA of Lactuca saligna, 3639 nucleotides long. NCBI's taxonomy places the organism in Eukaryota, Viridiplantae, Streptophyta, Magnoliopsida, Asterales, Asteraceae. The record is from the annotation of a GenBank genome assembly.
AUGCAUCCGUCCCUGAUUGAUGAGGUGUUUGGGUUGUUGAUGCUUAUGUUCAUCGCGGCAUCGACUGCUUGGUUGCAUAGGUCUUGUGAACUUCCUGUUUUAAUUUGGGCUCUUCUUUCUUCUUCGAUCAUCGCUGGCGUCUUUGACACCCCCAUCCCCAUAAUUUCCACUUCACUGAUCCGAUCACUGGAAUUAAACUACAGGGAUCGUUUGAAUGGCGACUCCCGGUGGACCUAGACCAGGUAAUCUCCCACCGAAUUAUAACCCUAAUUCAAUCGCCGAUAAUAUGCAGAACCUUCAACUUAAUCGCCCUAAUCAGCCACCUAACCUAGGCAAUGGACCGAGAGGUCCACCUCCACCGUUUGGGCAACAACCCCCACCCCAAUCCCAAUCUCAGCCCUUUCCGUCGCCAUUUUCUAGACCUAAUCGUCCAGGACCUCCACCACCGGGUGUUGUUCCUAGAGGUGUAAUGCCUCCAUCUACUGGACCUCCACCUGGUACAUUACCUCCUUUCAUGGCUGCCAACCGAGGUCCACCUGGAGCUAAUCCACCACCACCAUCAUCUGCUUCAAGACCGAUGCCCUCUGGACCUUUUUCAUCCUCCCCUUUGACAACCGGACCACCUUCACUCCCGCCAAACGCCGGUGUUCCUCCCAUGAACAACGGGCCGCCAACUCAAGGUGGCCCUCAAUAUCCUCCCGCCAUCAGCAUGAGACCAAGACCAUCAACCGGACCACCACCCAUGCCACAAACCAUGUCAUCAUCAUCUUCAGUAGGCCAACCCUUACAUUCAUUUCUUGGAGGCCCUGAUAAUCAACCACCACGAGGACCACCACCAUUUUCAGCACCUCCAAGAGGCAUGCAGAUGCAACCACCCUCUUCAGGACCUCCAACAUUUUCAGCUCCACCACAAAAUCCUCCAUAUGGAGCUCAACCAUGGCAAAUGCAAUCCCGACAAAAUGCAGCACCACCUCCAUUAAUGUCACCUCCCUCACUGUCACCUGGAUCUGUUCAACCACCAAGAAUGUUUGGGAUGCCACCACCACUUCAUAAUCAACAAUCAAUGGCUACAAUAUCACCUGCAAUGGGCCCAAGUGGAAAUGUGGUUUCAGGCCCAUCAAAGAUUGACCCAAACCAAAUCCCACGCCCUGUUCCAACUUCAUCUGUUCUUCUUCAUGAAACUCGCCAAGGCAACCAGGCAAAUCCCCCUCCGCCUGCUACAAGUGAGUUUAUUGUAAGAGACACUGGAAAUUGCAGUCCUAGGUACAUGAGGUGCACCAUUAAUCAGAUUCCUUGCACUUCAGAUCUUUUAAACACAUCUGGCAUGCAAUUGGCUUUAUUGGUUCAGCCAUUAGCUCUUCCACAUCCAUCCGAGGAGCCUAUCCAAAUAGUGGAUUUUGGUGAAGGUGGACCUGUUCGUUGUUCUCGUUGCAAAGGCUACAUCAAUCCAUUCAUGAAAUUUGUUGAUCAGGGAAGACGUUUCAUCUGUAACUUUUGUGGCUUCACGGAUGAAACUCCACGUGACUAUCAGUGCAAUCUUGGGCCAGAUGGCAGGAGAAGAGAUGCAGAUGAAAGGCCUGAGCUUUGUAGAGGAACAGUUGAAUUUGUUGCCACAAGGGAAUUUCUGGUACGUGAUCCAAUGCCAGCUGUAUUCUUCUUCCUGAUUGAUGUAUCAAUGAACGCCUUGCAAACUGGUGCAACUGCAGGAGCUUGUAGUGCUAUUAGCCGAGUUAUUGCUGAUCUUCCAGAGAGUCCUCAAACAAUGGUGGGAAUUGCUACAUUUGAUGUGACUAUACAUUUUUACAAUCUGAAACGUGCAUUGCAGCAGCCAUUAAUGCUCAUAGUUCCUGAUAUAGAAGAUGUUUACACUCCUCUUGAAACUGAUGUUAUUGUUCAGCUUUCAGAGUGUCGUCAACAUCUGGAAUUGUUGCUGGAAAGCAUUCCAACUAUGUUUCAGAAUAAUAAAACAGCUGAUUCAGCUUUUGGUGCUGGGAUGAAGGCUGCUUUUCUGGCAAUGAAGAGUACAGGAGGCAAACUUUUGGUAUUUCAAUCAGUCUUGCCUUCUGCUGGUAUUGCUGCUCUUUCUGCUAGAGAGGCUGAAGGAAGAACUAAUAUCUCUGCAGGAGAGAAGGAACCUCAUAGAUUACUUCAACCAGUAGACAAUACUAUGAAGACAAUGGCUAUUGAAUUUGCAGAAUACCAGGUCUCUGUUGAUGUAUUCAUUACUACUCAAAGUUAUGUUGACAUUGCUUCAAUCUCUGUUAUCCCAAAGACAACUGGAGGCCAGUUAUAUUAUUAUCAUCCAUUUUCUGCCCUUUCUGAUCCUGCAAAACUCUACAAUGAUCUUCGAUGGAAUGUCACAAGGCCACAAGGUUUUGAAGCUGUGAUGCGUGUUAGAUGCAGUCAGGGACUUCAAGUACAAGAAUACUCAGGAAACUUCUGUAAACGCAUUCCUACAGAUGUUGACUUACCUGCGGUUGAUUGUGACAAAUCUCUAAUGGUAACUUUGAAACAUGAUGAUAAAUUAACCGAUGGAACAGAAUGUUCUUUCCAGUGUGCACUUCUUUAUACUACUGUAUAUGGGCAAAGAAGAAUACGAGUGUCCACCUUAUCCUUACCAUGCACCACCAUGCUUAGCAAUCUUUUUCGUUCAGCUGAUCUAGACACUCAAUUUUCUUGUUUUCUAAAGCAAGCUGCAAAUGAAAUCCCAAUUACGCCCUUAUUACAAGUGAGGGAUCGAGUCACAGAUCUUAGUAUCAACAUUCUUCAUUCUUACAGGAAAUUUUGUGCAACUGUUUCAUCAUCUGGACAACUCAUUCUUCCUGAGGCUCUCAAGUUGUUGCCUUUAUACACUCUCGCUUUGAUUAAAAGUAUUGGAUUGAGAACGGAUGGGAGAAUAGAUGAUAGAUCAUUUUGGAUCAGCUAUGUGACUUCUCUUUCUGUUCAAUUAGCAAUCCCACUUGUGUAUCCUAGAAUGAUCAGUGUUCAUGACCUUAUUUCAAAGGAAACGGAUGGAUCUGGAUCGGUUAUUCCUGCACCUAUACCAUUAUCUAGUGAACAUGUGAGUGAUGAAGGAAUCUAUCUUCUUGAAAAUGGUGAAGAUUGUUUAGUUUAUGUUGGAAGCUCUGUUGAUCCUGAUGUAACACAAAAACUGUUUGGUAUAUCGUCUGCUGGUGAAAUCCCUACUCAGUUUGUGUUGCAGCAGUAUGAGAACCCUUUGUCAAAGAAGCUACAUGAGGUCAUAAACGAGAUACGAAGCCAAAGAUGUAACUACUUAAGGUUAAAAUUAUGCAAGAAAGGUGACCAAUCAGGAAUGAUGUUCUUUUCUUAUAUGGUGGAAGACAAGUCUCCAAAUGGUUUGUCAUAUGUUGAGUUUCUGGUGCAUGUUCAUCGGCAAAUUCAGAGUAAGAUGCAAUAGUUAAUGUUGUUUGAAGAGCCACACAAUCCAUUUUUGUUUAUGGGUUUUGGGUAGUAUUUAUAUGGGGGCAAAAUGGACAAGUUUUGAGGGAUAGUUCCAUCCAUUUUUUUUUUUUAUGGUUGAGCAAAGUUUUGUUAGUUUGAUUUUUGUUUGAAGUUAUUUAAAGUGUAGAGCAUAAAAUAAACAGAUUUGAUUAUAAUGAGAUAUAAGUUGUAUAUGAA